Messenger RNA from Belonocnema kinseyi, 603 nucleotides. RefSeq lists its product as uncharacterized. Lineage: Eukaryota; Metazoa; Arthropoda; Insecta; Hymenoptera; Cynipidae. The transcript has a single exon. The coding region runs from base 1 to 603 and encodes 200 amino acids. The record is from RefSeq and is a predicted model, not a curated record.
AUGGGGCAGAUCGAUCUUUCUACUUGCGGAGAAGAUUUAUGCGUUCAAAAAACACGUUCCGGUUGGAUAAUUGGAGGAACUCUGGGCAAUUCGAAAUUACAUAAUAAUGUAGUAAAUUGUCACAUAACUGAGUUACAAGACAGUGUUAACCGAUUUUGGGAAAUUGAAGAAGGGCAACCUCAAAACCACUUCUUAGCUGAAGAACUCGAAUGCGAUAAGCACUUUCAGCAACAUAUUACGUGCAGUAAAUCAGGUCGUUACAUCGUAGCUCUACCGUUUAAAAACAGUAGAGAAGAAUUAGGUGAAUCGCAGUCUAAGGCAUUAAAAUGCUUAAAAUCAUUAUUUUACAAAUUCACAAAAAAUCCUGAUUUAGAAGUCAAAUACAGACAGGUCUUAGACAAAUAUGUAACAUUACGUUACAUGACCGAAAUCACCAACGGCAUAGUAGUUUUUAACGGAUCUGCCAAAACAAAUAUCGCCCUAUCACUUAAUGACAAACUUAUGGUAGGUUCUACUAUUCAAAGCGAUAUAGUCUCGCUUAUCCUGAAAUUUCGCUUGCAUAAUUUUGUUAUAACAGCUGAUAUAGAGAAGAUGUAUAUAUAA